This is a messenger RNA of Xenopus laevis (African clawed frog), 3739 nucleotides long. It is a transcript of the gene cdh4.S, whose product is annotated as cadherin-4. Gene Ontology annotation, molecular function: beta-catenin binding; cadherin binding; calcium ion binding. Gene Ontology annotation, cellular component: membrane; cell-cell junction; adherens junction. Gene Ontology annotation, biological process: cell migration; cell-cell adhesion mediated by cadherin; homophilic cell-cell adhesion. NCBI's taxonomy places the organism in Eukaryota, Metazoa, Chordata, Amphibia, Anura, Pipidae. The transcript has 16 exons. The record is from RefSeq and is a predicted model, not a curated record. Bases 171 to 2939 code for a protein of 922 amino acids.
GGCGGGGCCGAGGAGCGCUGAGCCGAUGCUGUUGCAGCUUGUUCACCUGCAGCUCAGAGCCGGGGAGAGAGCGGGCGGACAGCGGCAGCGCCCGGGGGCAGUGGAGCCUCGCACCGGGACACUAAGGGAAGCUACAAGCCGGGGGUGGGGGGACCGAGACCGGGAGCAGCAUGACUGGGGGACCAGGGAGCUCCCCAUUAUUCCUACUGCUGCUGACUGGAGCUUUGAGUGGAGCACGGAGCCGGGCAUUGGGGGCUUACGAUGGGAAUGCUUCUGUAUCCAGCGCCUGCACUCCAGGCUUCUCAGCGGACGGUUACACCGCGCUCGUGUCACCGAAUAUCAUGGAAGGACAGAAACUGCUCAAAGUGAAAUUCAACGGCUGCAGUUCGGGAGCACAGGGCAUUUGGUACGAAACCAAUAACCCGGAUUUUAAAGUUGGUGCAGAUGGGGCAGUGUACACGGCACGAGAGGUGCAGAUCCCAGCCAAGCAAGCCAAGUUUAUUGUGGCAGCUUGGGAUCAUGAAACCCCAGAGAAAUGGGAAGCUGCCAUCCAACUCUUCGUGGAAGAGACGCCGCUCAACCAAAGCCAAUAUCAGACUGGAAGCCAGAGCCAGGAGUCAGAACAAGAGCAGUCUCAGAGUGGUACCCUGUUACCGUGGCGACAGCAUCACAAGGGGCUUAGAAGACAGAAGAGGGAUUGGGUAAUACCGCCCGUUAACGUCCCAGAAAAUUCAAGGGGGCCCUUCCCCCAGCAACUUGUGCUGAUUCGCUCUGACAAAGACCGGGACGAUACGAUCCGUUACAGCAUCACAGGAGUGGGGGCAGACCAGCCCCCCAUGGCGAUUUUCAACAUAGACCCCAUUUUUGGGCGUAUGAAUGUGACCAGACCCCUAGACCGGGAGGAGAGAUCAUCAUACCAUCUCAGGGCACACGCGGUUGAUAUAAAUGGGAACAAGGUGGAGAAUCCUAUCGACCUUUCCAUUUACGUCAUCGACAUGAAUGACAACAGACCAGAAUUCUCAAGCCCCAUCUUCAAUGGGUCGGUGGAUGAAGCUUCCAAGCCAGGGACCUACGUAAUGACAGUGACGGCACAUGAUGCUGAUGACAUCAACACUUCUAACGGGAUUGUCAUGUAUCGCAUCAUGGACCAGAGCCCACAGAGUCCAUCCCACGAUAUGUUUGUGAUUCACAGCAAGACGGGAGUUAUAAACACGGUGGCAGCUGGACUGGACAGAGAGAAAGUCCAGCAGUACACAGUCGUCAUUCAGGCCACUGACAUGGAAGGGAAUUUGAACCAUGGACUGUCCAACACAGCCACGGCCAUCAUAACAGUCGCAGAUGUCAACGACAACCCUCCCGAAUUCACAAGGAAGAUGUUCAUCGGAGAGGUUCCAGAGAACCACGUUGAUGUGGUGGUGGCCAAUCUGACCGUUGUAGACCGGGACCAGCCCUACACGUCCAACUGGAAUGCCGUUUUUAAGAUCAUUAGCGGGGAUCCGGACGGUCACUUUACCAUCAAGACAGAUCCAGUGACCAAUGAAGGCAUUGUAACGGUCUCAAAGCCUGUUGACUAUGAAAUGAGCAAAGUCUUUCCCCUCAUUGUCAUGGUGACCAACCAAGCACCUCUGGCCAGUGGCAUCCAAAUGUCCCUCCAGUCUACGGCAGCAGUGACCGUUUCUGUCAAUGAUGUGAAUGAGGCGCCAUAUUUUCCCAAUCGUAAUGAGCCAAUCAGGAAGCUAGAGGGAGAGUCGGCUGGAAGGCUGCUUAUCACAUUCUCAGCUGUGGACCCUGAUCAUUCUAUGCAACAAGUACUCAGAUACUCAAAGAUUUCUGACCCGGCCAACUGGCUCGCCAUUAACACCACCAAUGGUCAAGUUUCUACCACGGCCGUACUAGAUCGAGAGUCUCCAUUUGUGAAGGACGACCUAUACCAGGCCAAGUUUCUGGCUACGGAUAACGGCAACCCUCCGGCUAGCGGCACUGGCACUUUGCUCAUCCAGCUUAUUGAUAUCAAUGAUAAUGCCCCCGAGCUGCUUCCCAAGGACGCACAGAUCUGCGAACGGCCGAAUGGCAACGGGAUAAACAUAACCGCCAUCGAUGUGGACCGCAAGCCGAGUGCUGACCCUUUUGUCUUUGAACUGCCGAGUGUGCCCUAUACCAUCCGCCGUAAUUGGACAAUCCACCGAAUAAACAGUAUCUACGCCCGGCUCAGCCUACAGAUUGGGUAUUUAGAGUCGGGCAUGUAUGACGUCCCAGUCAUUGUCACCGAUUCAGGCAACCCUCCCCUCUACAACACGUCCAUCAUCAAGGUGAAAGUUUGCCCCUGUGACAACAAUGGCGACUGCACAACCAUAGGAGCCGUGGCAGCAGCUGGACUGGGUACAGGAGCAAUUAUCUCUAUCCUCAUCUGUAUCAUCAUUUUGCUAUCUAUGGUUUUGCUCUUUGUUAUGUGGAUGAAGCGCAGAGAGAAGGAGCGACACACCAAGCAGCUUCUGAUCGACCCUGAAGAUGAUGUACGGGACAAUAUCCUGAAAUAUGAUGAGGAGGGCGGCGGAGAGGAAGACCAGGAUUACGACCUUAGCCAGCUGCAGCAACCGGAGACUUUGGACCAUGUUCUGAACAAGGUUGCAGGUGUCAGAAGGGUGGAUGAAAGGCCUGUGGGGGCAGAACAUCAGUAUCCAAUUAGACCCGUUAUACCUCACCCUGGGGAUAUUGGAGACUUCAUCACUGAGGGUCUGCGUGCGGCGGACAACGACCCCACAGCACCACCGUACGACUCUCUCCUAGUGUUUGACUACGAGGGGAGCGGAUCCACGGCAGGUUCCGUCAGUUCUCUCAACUCGUCCAGCUCUGAAGACCAGGACUUUGAUUAUCUGAAUGACUGGGGGCCCCGCUUCAAAAAACUGGCAGACAUGUAUGGAGGGGCCGAUGAGGAUUGAUUUAGCGACAAGCAUCUGACCAACCUACAGAUCUGGACCUCCUCGGUUGUACAGCGAGCUCUUUUAUAUUAUUAAACUCCCGGCUCCCGCCUCUUCCUGGCUGCAUUCUUUUUAGCGCAAAGGGGACGCUGGUUUCCUGCUCCAGUUUGAUUUCUGUUGCCAAUUGCAGCAACUCUCCCUUUCCUGCUUUCCUUUGUGUUCAGUUGAACUCUUCUCUAGGAGACAUUCAUAACCAACCUGUUGAAAUCAAUCACCCCAAUGUCUGGCCCAAUAUAUAGACUCACCCCUCAUUCAGUUUAAAUGUGUGAACCUAAAAGCCCAUCGUACCCUUGUGGUCUCCUGGCAGAAGGUGCAUGUAGCACAAAGGAAAAACAUCCUGGAUAGAACUGCUAAUUAAUUAUAUUAAUUCUAAUUGCUUUCUGUACAAGCCUUGCACAAGGGUAAUCAUGCAAUACAUUUGGCUACCCAUAAGUGAAUGACUUAAUCUGCCUUUUUCUUUGUCCUUUUUGCCUAUUUUUUUUUUGUACAUUUUUGUUUUGGGCUUUUAACCAACCCAGCAUGUCCGUCCCCCUUCCUUGCUUUCACCUCAUUUUCUUAUAUGAAUAUGUGUGUACAUACACACACACACACACACACACACGCACACACUUGUACAUAGAUGAGCAGGGAGACCUGGGGAUGAUGCGAGUAAUAUUCCACUCCAUCAUCUCAACUUGAACAAAAACACAUUUUUUAAAGCACUGUUUUUACAAAUGGAAACAAAAUAAUGACAAAAAAAGUAAAAAAAUAAAAUAAAAAUG